GAAGAUAAGGUUGAAUGGUUCCGGUAUUUGGUAACCUGAAUUUCAUCAUAAGGGAAAACAAGAAGAGAACCCUUAGGAUCAAACUCAGGCUUCCAAAUACCAGAGCCAUACAUUUAGUUUUUACUGAAGAUCGAAGAUAAGGUAGUUUCAAGUUGCAGUUUUUUGUGUAAAGAUGUGAGUGAACAGUACUAAAGUUUAGAAGGAUGUCGGUACUUACAGAUGAUCGAUAGUGUAAGUACAAAGUGAGAGGAUGUAGAUCAUCAUCAUUUUUACAGCUACCAGUGUACGUAAACGUAGGAGCAAAAAUAGAAAACAUUGACCUUUUUUAGAAUGCAAGAGGAAGGCAGUUACGGUAAAAACAGGCAAAAAAAGGGGCUCAACCAACCAAGACACUGUAAAAUAUAUCACAGGCAUUUUCGAACUUUCUUUCUUUCAACAAACAACAACUGUACGACAAACGAAGGUAGUACGAAAUAGGCUUAUUGAGUAGGUUUUUUCUGUCAAGGUUAACGACAAACGAUGGUAGUACGUAGUAGGCUGCUUAAGUAGUGGGCUUUUUUUUCAAGGUUCUCUUGCUUGCGAAUGGCGUGAUCUCCUUCUUACAAACGAUUAGACUCAACGUUUCACGACUUUCAAAGCUCAAACUUCGUUCUCGAGGUCUUUCAGUUGAUAAAGUCGCUGGUGACUAGUUGUAGCGUAUAGCGUCUUCACACUCUCGAGCUGUUUAAAUUUUUAAAGCCACGAUAGCACGAUAGUCAUCCCGUAGCUGUUUGUGGUAAAGAGGUAAAAGCUUCUGCUUAAUUUGAACGCGUAGUUACUUUCUCAACAUUUCCGAUGCGUUUCGCUAAUCUUGUGUGAAGUAACCUCAGUACGACGCCCUUUCCCUGAAGGCAGUCUGCACGACUUUGUACGAGAUUUGUUGUAUUGCAUUGUAGUCACGGUAUGCAACAGGUAAAAAGGAAAACCACCACACGUUUCAGACGCAGUUUUUUCUUUCUUUCGACAAACAACAACUUCAGCGGCAGUGCUAGCACAACAAAGAGAGCGACACGUGAAGUUAGUAAGUGCGCAGUACUAGGCUCUGCGCGUUUUUUUAACGAUGUCGAACGCAAAGCCUGGCCUUCCAAGAACUACACGAACAGGUCAUCUAGUACUUGUUUGGUUUUUUUCGUUGUCUUUCUGUCUACAAAACAUCUAACUAGCUCUUCACACUUAGACUUAGGCUUUACACCGGAAAAAACUCGUCGACCUCUCAAGGUUGCUUGUGUUCCCGCUUGUUGAGUUGUUAGUGCCAGAUUCUUGUUAACGUUUCGCGCUUAUUACUUUCCUCACUUCCUAUGGCUUCCUCACUUCGUCGCUUAUUGCAUUGUUUCUAGAGAUUUAUUGCAUUGUUUCUAGACCACGAGAUAGCGUUGAGACUAGGCGAAGGUUGAUAGCAAAAGAACAAUCUUACGCGUGGCGGUAGCGUACAACAAGGUAUUAAUUAGUUGUCUAGCGCAAUAUUAGGUACAGAGCCAAUGAUCAUUCCAAUGCCAAGAUUCGUUGAACGAGCAAGUCUUUUUUGAAGCGAUGCGAUGCAGUGAGGAACGAAGAAUUAACAUUAAGAAAAGGUCUUCAUUAAGCCAAAUCUGUCUUUUGAUGGUAC
Amoebophrya sp. A25 is the source of this 1645-nucleotide messenger RNA. NCBI's taxonomy places the organism in Eukaryota, Dinophyceae, Syndiniales, Amoebophryaceae. The record is from the annotation of a GenBank genome assembly.